GGAAGGUGCAGACACAUUUAGUCAAACCAGGCACCAAAAUGCUGACAUUGCUUCCUCGAGAGAGAAAACCUGGAAUUUCUUUUACUCAAAGAAGAGGCACCCGGCAGACCAGUAUUGCAUCCUUUGUUACCUUGCAACCAGGAAUGGCAAAUGAUAACAGAAAGAGCAUUUUAACUUUCAAAGAAAAUCAGAUCAACAAAGAAUGCAAAGGAACCCAGCUAGACUGUUUGGUCCAGAGAUUGGGGGAUGAUUGCUUGGUAUCACCUUUGGCCACUUCAACUCCUGCAGACAUCCAGGAAGCUGGACAUUCUCCUCCAUCUCCCCAGAUUUCUAGCUGCCACAGUUUGGAAACAACACCGUCUUUGACUACGAUGUCUUUGCCCCAACCUGACAUCUUGAUGGGCGCUGGAUCAAAUGAAGCCUCCCUGGCUUCCUCCUUUACCCAGUACUUGGAAAGUUCUUGUUUGGACCAAAGAGAGGCCAGGAGGAAAAGGGAGUGGCUUCAUGGAUCUAAGACAAACUGUCCAGGCAUGGGAAGUCACGUCAGACCAUCUAGUGGUAAAUGCUGUCAGACCUUGGACAAAGCUGAACUGGAGGGAAAGGGGCCUGCCAAGGAAAACAGGAAGGCUCCUGUGCAUCUUCAAACCUACAAGUUCGAGUCCUGGAGUAGGAAAAAACCCAUGUUGGUGACAAAAAGCCCUUGUCCUCUCUCUGUGUUUUCCUGGGACAAUGAAAGGAAUGACAGGGACUCUUGGAGUCAGCUUUUCACAGAGGAUUCCCAAGGCCAGAAGGUCAUUGCCCACAACACUAAAAUGCCCUUUCAAGAUGUAACCAAUGUUAGUAAUCAAGGCUUGGGGCAGUUUCCUGACAGCCCUCAAGCUCAGUGCCAAGAUGGGCCCACUCUGUUAGAUCUGCAGUCAAACCUGCUCUUUACCCAGGACUCUGAAGGUAAUCAGGUUAUCAGACACUAGUUCUAAAGGUUUGUCUCGUGUUUCUUGAAGCGGCAGAGAUGGAGGAAAGUAGGGUUGGGCUGGGUAGAGAGGAGGGUUUAAGUGAGAGGCCACAUGGCAUGAAGCAGUUGUCAUUAUGGAGCAUUCUCCUCAUGUAAGUAAAGCAGGCAGUGUGGUAGGCAUGCCUUUCCCUCAGGCCGGUGACUGGUACAUUCCAUGAGUGAAUGUGAUGAGAACGGAGACAGCAGGACAGGACUAAUCACUCAAACCAUUUCUCAGUUCAGAGUCGCUACUCUGUCCUUCCAUAGGCCUGGGUGUUUUUACUUCUUAGAGAUAUGUGCUCUUUUCAUCUCUAGCUGGACCAUUAUUCCCAACUGCAUUUUAAGAGAUGCCUAUCCAACCAGGUGUGUGUGUUGAGGGGAAGGCAAAUGGCAGAUGAUCUUUUUGUUUAUUUUUGUAGCUUUGGAGCCUGUCCUGGAACUCUGUAGACCAGGCUGGCCUUGAACUCAACAGAGACGCGCCUUUCUCUGCCUCCCAAGUGCUGGGAUUAAAGGUGUGUUCCACCACCACCGGGCCUUUUUUUUUUUUAAAUGAUGGUUACCAUAUACAUUGUUUACCUGGCACUGGACAGAUGAGAUGGCCCAGAUGUUAAGAGCAUUUGCAUUCUUGUAGAAAACCCAAGUUCAGUUCCCAGCAUCCACAUGACUUCUGUAGGCACCAGGCACACAUGUGAGACACAGGCAAAAUAACCAUACACAUAAAACGAAAUAAUUUAAAGUUGUUUACUUUAUCUUCCCAUUCCCAAAUGAGAAAGUGGGAAGUUCCCUUUGGAAAACUGAAUCCAGGUUAAUGUCUAGAAAGCUGACUCUACUGGUAAUUCAAAAAGCAACUUUUCACUGGGUAUGGCAACUUAGGAGACAGUAGUUCCAUGAGUUCAAGGCCAACUCAAAGCUACACAGUGAGUACUUGACCAGUCUGAGCUACAAGGACAUUGUGUUGGUUUGAAAGAGAGUGGCACCAUUAGGAAGUGUGUUACUGUGGGGUGGGCUAUGAGGAUUCUUUUUCUCAAGCUUUCCUCUGUGAUUGUGAGUCGACUUCCUGUUGUCCACAAGAUGUAACACUACUCCUCCAGCACCAUGUCUGCCUGCUGCCAUGCUCCCCACCAUGAUCAUAAUGGACUGAACCCCUGAAACUGUAAGUGAAACACCCCAAUUAAAUGUUUUUAAUUGUAA
This is a messenger RNA of Cricetulus griseus (Chinese hamster), 2182 nucleotides long. The record is from RefSeq and is a predicted model, not a curated record. Lineage: Eukaryota; Metazoa; Chordata; Mammalia; Rodentia; Cricetidae.